Hyposmocoma kahamanoa is the source of this 2618-nucleotide messenger RNA. RefSeq names its product transmembrane protein 47. Gene Ontology annotation, biological process: cell-cell adhesion. Gene Ontology annotation, cellular component: membrane; cell-cell junction. The coding region runs from base 422 to 1132 and encodes 236 amino acids. The transcript has 8 exons. The record is from RefSeq and is a predicted model, not a curated record. Lineage: Eukaryota; Metazoa; Arthropoda; Insecta; Lepidoptera; Cosmopterigidae.
GCGUCAGGCGUCGCGCCGCCCGGUCCGCCCGCCCUGGCAUCGAGGCCCGCCCUUCAAUUGUUCCCUCACGACUUUUCCAGAAAUCCCUGCAUUUUCGUUGGCACAACAAAAAAACUGACGCGUCUGUGUAUAUUCAAAAUAAUCGUCACUGAAUAUUCAAAACUCAGUGUAUGAAAAGAACGUUGAAGAUUCUUCCAUUUUCAAUAACAAUUAAAACCCCGAUAGUUAAGGUAAGACUGAUAAAGUUUUGUGAACUCUUGGAAUUGUGAUAGUUUCAGGCUAUAAGUACGUAGAGUUAGUUAUAAAACUGGAACUGUGGUAAGGACUGGAGACAUUAGAGCAGUAGUGUAGCGAGGUGUGAUGUGUUAGCGUGACGUUGGCGCGACGGUCGCAAGGGGUGGUGGCGGGGCGGUAGCAACGCAUGCAGGGGCGCGCGGGCGCAGGCCCGAGCGGGCAACGCUCUAACCCGCGCGCCCAGCCGCCGCCAGUUCUGCCGCCGCCGCCGCAGUUCGCCACUGACGAAGACGAGAUGCCUCCCAACCAGAUUGCUCAGGUCAUCGCCCUAAUAUGUGGUUUGUUAGUGGUGAUACUGAUGGUGUUGGGAUUGGCAUCUGCGGACUGGCUGAUGGCGGCAGGGUGGCGACAAGGGCUGUUCAUGCACUGCAUCGACCCCGAUGCGCCUACGCCGCUGCCCUUCGACAUCGUUGCACAGCCCGGGUGCUAUGCCGCAAGACCGACCACUUAUAUUAAAGCUGCGGCGGGCCUGUGUGUGGCGACCCUAGCGGCAGAUGUGUGCGGCGCCUUAUUGACAGGCUUAGGUCUCCGCGCCGCCGACCAUCGCACCAAAUUUCGCUACUAUCGCUUCGCCGUACUCGCUAUGGCGCUUGCUCUAAUGUGCAUAUUAAUUGCGCUAGUCAUCUACCCCGUAUGCUUUGCUGCUGAGCUGAAUCUCGAUAUGAGCAAAUCAGGCAAUAGAUCGGUAUGGGAAUUCGGAUGGGCGUACGGCGUGGGGUGGGGAGCAGCGAUCUUCUUGUUCGGUGCUGUUGUGCUUCUGCUCUGUGAUAAGGAGAGCGAGGAGCUGUACUACAAGGAGCGUAAGGUGGUGACGGCGGAGAGCAGCGGCCGCCCCUAGGGCCGCGGGCGCCUGCCCGACCUGGUGCCGUGAGCGCCCGCCGCUCCUGGCGCCACCCCCGCGCGCCGCAGCCCCCGCCGCCCCCCGCGGCACCUGGAUCUGAUGCGCUGCGCCACUCCCGCGCCCACGCCCUGCUAACGCCCUCGCCUGCACUGCCCGGCCACUGGCUCUCCAUGGCGAAGCUGUUUCGGGGAGUUCGGCUCUAGUUCGGUGUAGCCGGGCACUGUAGCUAGGCGGCGGCGGCGGUCGUAGGCUCCAUGUUUAGUCUGCGGCUCGGUGUGGCCGGGAUUUAUUCUACUCGCGUCAUAGUUUCUUUCGCGAGUUUGGGAUACUCGUUUCGGUUAAAUUUGCUGAUGGAAUCGAGUAUAUCAAAUUGUUAGUGUAUAUUAUAAUUUCUAUUGAGUUCGUACACUCGUUUCGACCUAGCGCUGGUUGUAUUUCGUUAUUUCCGCUUGUGUAUUUGUCGGAACCUCGAUGCGUACGUGAAGUUUGCAUACAGGCAGUCUCCGUACAUCAGAUUGAUAAGGCGGGAUGUACAUUUCAAUUGGAGAUGAAAAAGUAGCUUUCAUUUUAAAAGUAAAUCGAUCGCUAAAGAGCAAGGGGCCGCCUUAAUUGGGGCGAUAUUCUGGUUUUUACAUGUUAGGUUACUUUAAGUUCGUCUGGCGUCCGCGGCGGCACGAAUUCACCCGCGUUCGUACUGACGCACCUCGAGUGUAAUCCGUUCCAAAGAGCGCUCUAUUUAUUCGCUUUAUUUAUUGGUUUAGUGGUAAUCGUUGCGUUGUUGUUCUUCAAUGGCGCGUGUGGUCGCGCAAUGCGCAAGCGCAGCGGCUGCGGCGGCGGCGGCGGCGGGCAGGCGGCUCGCCGGCACGGGCAGGCGACCCUCCCCACUGCUAAGAUCGCUCAACUAAUCUGUAUCACUUACGACCUGCGUUUUAUAACACGAACUCGUAUUUUAAGUGUUAGUGCACAAUUAACGUAGAGACUGGACUGAGUGAGUGGACUUGGCGGACACGACGUCCGCGUGAAUCGUCGCUCCCGACUUUAAUCGAUUUCGAGAUUACGGGCUAUGAAUACAUACUGAGAUAUUUAAUGGAAUUUAAAUGUACGUCUUUAUUAAAGUUACCUUAUAGAAUGGUUAACUUGCUACUGUGUAAAUCUAUUUUAUUAUUAAAUAUUUAUACGUAAUUCAAACUAUCUAGUGUAUCGAUCUGUUUUAAAACGUUGAUUAAUUUCGACCUUCUCGGUGAUAAUUGCCAUGAAUCUCAUUCCAUUUUAUUUCGUGCGACCUCAAAGUAAGACAAACUUUUUUGGAAUUGAAGAGGAAUAAUUUAUUUUAAUAAUAAACUCAUAUUUUCUUAAUGUUUAUCUAAAACUAUAUUAAACUUAUUAUCUGGUGUACUGUACUGAAUACUAUAAUUUAGCAGUAACACAAAUGUAAAUGUCAAAUGAAUAUAAUCAUUAAUGUUGCAGUUUAACGGUGCUCGCA